This is a messenger RNA of Oncorhynchus keta (chum salmon), 834 nucleotides long. RefSeq names its product kinocilin (gene kncn). The transcript is spliced from 5 exons. Lineage: Eukaryota; Metazoa; Chordata; Actinopteri; Salmoniformes; Salmonidae. The record is from RefSeq and is a predicted model, not a curated record. Bases 147 to 605 code for a protein of 152 amino acids.
UCUGACACAAGUGCUCCAGUUGGGGCUGACUCUCUGAAGGCCCAAGUUAGAUCCAGUCUGUUCCAGUCCUAGUCCCUCUGCAUGUCUAGGGCCUUAAGCGCGCAGAGUCUGGUGACCAGGUGGGGGGUCUCCUCUCCACCUGUCGAAUGAGCGCUGUCAGCAUUGGGGGGUACCACGGUCUGCGGGUGGGCUCGGCCCUGCUUAGCAUCGUGGCGGGGUGCAUCAUUAUUGGGGUGUCGAGGGAGUGUGAUGCGGAUGCCGUCGGGGGAAUCUUCCUCGGUGCGGGGGGGCUGGGCCUCCUCAUCGCUGUCUUCCCCUUCAUAAGAGCCUGGCUCAACAUUAACAACAUUCUCCCCGCCUUGGGAAACUUCAGAGUGCACCCUAUGCCUGUAAACCCUCCUGGCCCUGAGCAACCAGAGACACUGAAACGAGAAGCGACUCAGAGCCAGCUGAAUCUGGAUCGCUCUAAGAGCCGGAUGGGGACAUUUGUUGAUGCCGGACCGAUGGCUGAGGCCUCCGCAGAUGAGGGGACAUCCUCAGACAUGCCAGACAUCUUGUCCAGACGAAAGUUCAAGCAGACCCUUCCUGAUCCAGACCUCCCGUAAAUUGGUUUUAUAGCAGCCACAUAGCACACCUCUCGUACACGCCUACUCAGAUUUGAGUUCACCCUCAAAUGGAUUUCACAAGUUGGUGAAUCGGAUGUUUACUUACUUCAACAAUACAAUUCAAAAGCUACAUACUGUGCCUUCUCCUAAAUAUCGAGAGGAAUACAUAUUUUCUUCCACAAUGUCUCAUUUUAUUCCAAAUAUUAUUCUCGUGUGUGUAGGACUACUU